GGGAGAUUUGUCAUGUGUGAGCAGAUGUGGCCACUGUCUGUGCGUCAACCAUCCUAAUCUGGCCCCUUGGCGUCGCCGACGAAUCUGUGUAGCUUCGCUAACGUGUGACCAGGUUGGGUGGGGACACAGCUGGCUCGCCAGAUAGCUGGCAACAUGACGGAGAGGCCGACCUGAGUGCUCUUUUGUCUUUGUGUCGUCAUUGUCAGGCCUGCAAGCAGCGAUAUCUGUUGACGGAAACGCACGACGCCUUCUGCCGAGAGCGGAGGUGGGAGAGGCCGAAAUUGCCCACGAGAAGGCCGCAGUGGGUGUGUCUGUGCUUCAGGUAGCCUUGUUGAUUGGUGAUCUGUCAUUUUCGUCCCUUCCCCAGCCCCCACAGGAUAGGAUGAUGGCCGAGCAACUUGCGGCCGAACCCUACUCCCAGCCUCCAGUCGCCGCCCCCACCCACCCCACCGCGGCCAACGGCAGCGGCGCCGGACAGCAGCAAGAGCAGCAGCAUGACGAGUCCAUAGAUCAGUUCAACGGCUUCACGGGCAUCGGCCCGGUGCAGUCGGACAUCGGCGGCAACGAGACUCCCCAUCGGUCGGUGUCGCAGGUCGACGUCGUCCCCGGGGGGGAGCCAGAGCCAGAGGAGGGGCCGCAGCGUAAGUCGAUAAGGAGAAGGGGGUGCGUACCAGUGAAAGGGAGGGAGGGCGUCUUAUCCGUCCUGUUGUGUUGUGUGUGUGGGUGUAUGUGUGUGUGUGGUGUAGUUGACAUAGCGUUUACGACUAUCCAGAACGAUGCCACGGAUGAGAGCUACCGGAAACUGGUGGCCCUCAAGGUCAGACACUCUGCCUGCCUGCCGGCCAAGCAGCCAGCAGCUAUGCCCCCAACGACACUGACCCACUGUCUCUCUCUCUCUCUCUCUGUGUGUGUGUGUGUGUGUGAGGAUGGUGCAGACGCUGUAUUGCUCUCGGAUGCCGGAGCUUGACGCGGCGUUUGUGUUCAAGAUAAUCAUGGAUCGGUCCUACAACUCCUUCUGUCUCAUCAAGGGCGGACAGAUCAUGGGCGGCAUCACAUACAGGACGUUCCUCGAACGCGUAAACCACCCACGCCCCAUCCCCCGACCCACCCACCCACCCACCCACACGCCCACACGGCAAAGGCAAACGAGAUGUCGACGUGGCUUUGUGUGUGUCUGUGUGUGUGUAUGGGCGCAGGGGUUUGUUGAGCUGGCACUGCUGGCCAUCGGCCCUGAGGCGCAGGCGCAGUACCAGGACUGCGGGAGCGUGUUGCUGGCGCAUCUCAAGGAGAACCUCAAGAGCCUCCAGAUGGCCGAUGACCAGCGGCUGGAGUGCCUCGUCACGUUCGCCGACAACGGCGCACUCUCCUUCUAUGAGAGACAGGUCAGCCGACCUCACCUCACCCCACCUCACGCAGUGCAAGGGAGUGCGGACACUUUGUUUGUGUGUGUGUGGCUGUCAGGGUUUUUCUUCCCACCUGCGAUGGCCGGUGGAGAACUACAGUGGGCUGAUCACGCACUAUGAAGGAGGUGGGGCGGUGACCAUGGGAUACACCACACCACAUGAUACCAUACCACACCACAUGGGGGCGCUCACCUGCCUGAUUGGUUUGGCUCUUUCUCCCCUGAGCAGCGACGUUGAUGGACUGCCCCAUCAGCCACGAGAUCGACUACAUCGAGCAGCUUCUGCAGGCCGAGCAGGUAGCCAAACACACACACACACACACACAUGAACGGGUGGAGUCACAUGGCGCUUACACUCUGUGUGUGUGUUUGUGUGUGUCUGUCUCUUUGGUGCGUCUCGUCUGUGUCUGCAGCAAGAGGCCGAUGACGGCAUCCACGACCACAAGAGCACCAAGAAGAUCAACAUCCCUCAGUUCAGGUGUGCAAGACACGAACGAACAAGCCGUCCGUUGCUGCAUUUGUGUACCUGCCUGCCUGCCUCCCUGUGUGUGUGUGUGUGUGUGUGGUCUCUGCUGGUAGGCAUGAGUUGCGUCAGAAGACUGCGGGCGAUGCCGAGGUGGUCCUCGCAGAUCUCGAGUUCGACGGUAUAGCCACAACACAACACAGACACUUGACACGGAUUUUCCCCUCUCUGGUGUGUGUCGCGGAUGGCAGACAAUGACAUCCCUGAGGCGUGGGAACUCAAAUACGGCAUUAUGGUGCGCACACACGACCACACACACACACAGACACACACACCACAUCAACCGUCAGCCUGCACGAGUCUCUCCUCGGUUCUUGUGUCUGGUGUUCAGAAUGUCUACAACCAGAUCCUGCAGGAGCGCGUCCGCCUGCAGUCGCUGCCUGACCCAACGUAAAGACCCACCACCACCACCACACACAGACCCAAACACACGCCUCCCUCUGCUCUGUGUCGCUCCUACCUUGGUGCAGGGAACCGACUGACGAUCCGUCCAUCGCCCGAGCCAAGAAGAUGCUGCACGCCCGCUGGGAGGACUACAGCCGCCGGUUCAAGGCCAUGGUCCACUGGUCGGCCGUCAGGCGGGGCUUCAUCACCGGGCACAGCGACGUCACCCGCCCCGUGGGCGUCGACACCCCCGGCGAGGGCCGGUGCAGCGUCUGCUUCGGGCCGGGCUACCAGUGGGACCGCACCAACCCCCUGCUCACCUGUUCGGCCUGCGGGGUUUCCGUGCACAAGCACUGCUACGGCAUCAGCGACCGGGAGUGCCUCAAGAGCCAGCAAGCGGGGGGCCAGUGGCUGUGCCAGCCCUGCCUGUGGAAGCAGAAGCAGAAGUCGCAGGGGCUGCCGGUGCCGGACGGGCCGCUGACGUGCCUGGCGUGUCGGCGGAAGGGCGGCGCGCUGCGCAAGGCGAGCAACCACGAGUGGGUGCACGUGACCUGUGCCCUCUGGCUGAUGCCCGAGGCCGUCUGCCAGAACCUCGAAAAGAUGGAGGGCUGGUCCUUCGAGCACCUGGCAGAAUGGAGGCACAAAGAGGUCGGUUCGCAAACUAACACGACCAAGCCCAGCCCACAACGGCCCAUCUCUCUCCUCUCCCCUUUCGUCAGAUGUGCUCCCACUGCCGCAAUCGCGGCGGGUUUGUGGUCAAGUGCGCCUAUGUGGGCUGCCUGACGAUGGUGCACCCUAUGUGCGCAUGGCGCGAGGGGCUGUUCGUGCGAGCGUUCGAGUCCAACCAGUACCUCUAUUGGGAGGGCAAGGCCGACAAGUGCUUCCCGCAGCUCAAGAUUGAGUACUUCUGCAACAGACACACUCCACAGCCAGCCGGGGGACCCCCGAGGUCAGUGGCCAGGGCGGCGGGGGAAUGCGCGAACGACCCGUUGAGAGUGUCUCUGUGUGUGUGUGUGUGUGUUCUUCCCCUGGUUGGUUCAGGGACACCGAGCAGCAGCGUCAGUUCCGUGAGUCGCUCAACGAGGAGGAAAACGAGAACAUGAUUCAGGUGAGCCUUGACGCACUCUCACCACGCCCCCCCAACCCCCCCGCCCACACCACACACACACACACACAUCCAUCCAUCCAUCCAUAUGUCAUCCCCUCUGUGUGGUGGAUUCCAUGCACACACAGCGUUUCCAUGCCCGCUUUAUCUCUCAGGAGCGUCACGAGGCCGGCGCCCGCCGCGGCUCCCGCCCCCGCAUUCGCACAUCCAGCGACGACGAGGACUGGUCCGAGGCCAUGCACCACGAGGCCCCCAAGAGACGGCGGCAGCGCAGCCGAGACGACCUGGGCAGCGACGAGGACGCGGAGCCACGGGCCCGCAUUCUUGGUGCCCGCACCAAGAAUGCGCGUGGCGGCAGGAAGGACCACCCCUGGGCACACUGCGACUCCUGCGGCAAGUGGCGGCGGCUGCCGGGCAUCGAGUCCCGCGAGUUUGCGGACCUGCAGAUGAUGCACCACUGGGAGUGCGCCAUGAACAGGUGGGACCCCGAGAAGGCCAGCUGCGACGCGCCCGAGAGCGACCCCGGAGGAGGAGGAGGAGCGGGCAGCCGCAAGGGCGGCAGCCGGCGUGAGCGUGACGAGGGCGACGAAGACGCCUUCAUGGACGAGGACGUCUUGAUGCUCGAGGAGGCCAGGGAGAGAGAGCGGAAGCCGCCCAAGCACAAGAAGAAAAAGAAGCGCGCGGCGUCCGCCGAGGGCUACGACGGGCCGCCGAUGGACAUCAACACGGCGCAGCAGAUGUACCCCGAGGCCUUCAUCCCUCUCAGCAACCCCAAACUGCGGCAAAACCCAAACGCAAUCAGACACCGCAUCUGCACUGCCUGCGGGGUGAGCUGAGCCAGCGAUGAGCGUAGCAAAGCAUGGGUGGGACUCAGAAUCGAACGAACGGGUGACUGACUACGUCUUGGUGUGCGUGUGCCGGUGUGUGGUGUGAUUCAUUCAGCAAACUGCCAGUGCUCAGUGGCGCUUCUGGGACAACUACCUCGUCUGCAACAAGUGCUGGAUGCGCAAGCGAAGCGCCAGGAGGCGCGGACUGGUCAGUCAGUGACAACACAAACAAGGUUUCAUGCCCCCCGCUCCCUCCCUUAUAUGUGUGUGAUGUGUGAUGUGUGAUGUGUGGUGGCGUCAUGUGAUGGAUCCAGCCCGACGAGACGGUCAACGCGCAGAUCGCCGCUGAGGCCAUGAAGGCGGCUGCGACGUCGGGCAGCUCCAAGCGCAGCAAGUCCUCCAAGAAAAGGGAUGAGGACGACGACCUCUACCACCCCAACGAGGACGCUGGCGCACCCCCGCCCCCACCAUCAUACCACCACUCACCACGCACCCCCGCUCCCCCACACCACCCCGACCACCACGAGUACCCCCAGCGGCAGCAGCAGCCAUAUGGAUCAGCAGCAGCAGCGGACGUGCCCAACGGCACAGGCGACAUGGGCCUCGGCAUCUCCCAGCACCAGCAGGAGCAUGAGGCGGCCAUGGCCAUGGUGGCUGCGGCUGCGGCUGCUGGGGGCGUCGGGGGCUAUGCCGCUGUGGCUGGGUGGUCCCAGGAGGGUGUGGGUGCUCAUGGGGAGGCCGAGGGCGGCGCAGAGGGGAUGGGGAUGGAGCCCAGCCAGGAUAAGGUAUCGUGACACACACACGGACAGACAGACAGACACACACACACACACAUGAGCACGCCUCGGUGUGGUUGUCUCGUGCGGUGUUCAGGGCUAUUCGGUGGUCCCCGCCCCAGGCGUCAUGGGGGGCGGCGGCAUGGCGGCCGCGUCGCAGCCGGCAUUCCAACACCCACACCCACUCCCACUCCCGCCUGCACACACACACCACGACGCCGUCAUGUGACGACGUGAUUUGACUGUUGCCGAUCGCACACACACACACACACACGCAGCGACCGACCAGCGGCUGUGCUGUGCCCCCGUCAUCUUUUUCUUCUCUCCAUCUUUCUCUAGUAUGUCUGUGAAUUUGCCUGCGUCUGGUGGCGUGGCGUGCGGUGUCUUGACGUCUUGUUGCGACGGCGGGAGGGAG
This is a messenger RNA of Vitrella brassicaformis, 5432 nucleotides long. The record is from the annotation of a GenBank genome assembly. Lineage: Eukaryota; Vitrellaceae.